Mercenaria mercenaria is the source of this 690-nucleotide messenger RNA. RefSeq names its product perlucin-like protein. The transcript is spliced from 4 exons. NCBI's taxonomy places the organism in Eukaryota, Metazoa, Mollusca, Bivalvia, Venerida, Veneridae. The record is from RefSeq and is a predicted model, not a curated record. The coding region runs from base 20 to 478 and encodes 152 amino acids.
UUUGCAUCUGCUAUACAGAAUGAAGGUCUUUGUAUUUAAUAGUCUAGUUUUGGUAGUACUGGGAACAUUACAAGUCACCUCUGCAGGUUGUUGUGCAGAUGGAUGGACAUCGUACAGAUCCCAUUGCUAUUUCAUUGCAUAUGGAGUAGAGCUGACAUUUGCAGAUGCACAACGUUACUGCAAAGCUAGAGGUGCAUAUCUUACACGACUUGAGACCUGGGCUGAAAAUAUAUUUCUGCGAAAGAUGCUCUCAAAAUCAAAAGCCGUGCACACGUGGAUGGGUUUGUCUGAUCAAACCUAUGAAUCGAUUUGGCGAUGGGCUGAUACAAAUAAACAUGCCACUUUCUCAGACUGGAGGCCUGGUGAGCCAAAUAAUUUGGGUAACGAAGAUUGUGUUGCGUUCUAUGCAGGAUCAGCCAACAGAUGGAAUGAUUAUCCAUGCCAACGUAAAUUGACACCAUUAUGCGAGAAGUCAUAAAAUACAAUAUCUCAAAGCCACAACUCUUUUACGCUCAAUAACAAUUUUCUUCCAACAGUAAAAUCGUCGAUGCUCUGAAUGGUUUCUGGAAACGAAAGAAAAUUCAGUUUAGGGAAAAAGUCUAAUACAUAGAUUUUAUUACAGAAAAGAAAUCAGCAAAUGAUUUGAUUAAACAAUAAAAACAAUAAAAGCAAAUUCAACAUUUACCAAGU